This is a messenger RNA of Porites evermanni, 1660 nucleotides long. Lineage: Eukaryota; Metazoa; Cnidaria; Anthozoa; Scleractinia; Poritidae. The record is from the annotation of a GenBank genome assembly.
AAACAGACCACGAACCUGCUUAUACGGAAGUGAGUCAAUUUUAUCAGACUAUGACACGAAUAUUUUGCUUUUUCGAAAACAAAAAUUCAUUUCAGACGGCUUAAUGCAGUUCCGAUUCCAAUUGAUGAAAAGAUAGGGUACAUUGAGAUCAUUGGAUCUAAAAAUCUCAAUUCAAAUCUCUCUAAAAAUGGUACCCAGACAUUUAUAAGUUACUGAGGACCAUUUUCUAAAACAUAAUAUUUAAAAAAAUGAAGGGAACUUAAAUCGACAAUGGCAGCUGGAGGUUAUCCCUACGAUAAAGCACGAAUUCUGGAAGUUCUUGGCAGAAUGAAAGAGGAUCAAAACGAAUUGAAACCAAGAGGGCUAACAACGUGCAACUUUAAAGAGCCUUCAACAGCAGCGCGCUUGAUAGCACCCGAUGUAAGAUUUAUAACGAUUUGACAACUUUCAUGGCCGUUUACGUGGGCGAUUUUUUUCUUUAUGACGAUUGUCAAUCUUUAUGCAAAAGUUCCUGUAUUAAAGGCGCAUCUAAUGUAAACACUGUUUGUGAAGGUAGGUUUUUGGUAACUCUCCAGAUGAAAAUCACUGCGAUAAAUCGCAUGGAAUUUCGAGCAAGUAAACGCAUAUAACGAGCGACAAAUCGCUUGCAUAAACGGGCUUUUAAUGUUUGUUAUUAUUCACUCUUGCUAAUUUUGAUCUAUUUUUCCCAUGUGGUGGGUAGUUCAGAGAAAAAACCGUAAAAGAAAAAGGAAAAGUGGUGAGGGAAUCAUUUUAGACAACAAUCUUCAAACUUAAAGCAGAGCUCGGAGAAAACUUCAAAGGAAAAUCACCACAAGAGAAAGGACAAAUUAUUCACCAAAAUUUGGCAGAGCGCAUCGAAAACGGCAGCAGAAGCGGUGCAGAAGGCCAGCUGUUAAACGCGAUAGAAGAAAAAUUUAGGUUCAAUUUUUUUAAGGCAGAAGUAAGUAUCUGUGGCUAUUCUACCAGAAAAUCAAAGGUAGAUUUCUAUAGUGGACAGAUGGACGCUCUAGCUUAUAGAAAAGAAGAUUCAGAUCUCGAAGUUCUUGUCAUUGACUGGAAGUCAUCUUCAAACGACGCUUUAAAAGAUCCAGAGAAAUGGUGGGAUAAAGCUACAUGUUUCAAAACACCUCUUUACCAGAGUUUAAUAUACCGUGAGCUAUUGAAAGCUCAUUUGAAGGAGAACGACAUAAAAGCACGGGUUGGUGUCAUGCUAGUACCCUUACCUCAAAAGGGCAAACUUAAAGUCAUGCCAGGCUUAUGUAUGGACUUUCAACGUAUGCAUCAGGUGGGUUUACUAGAUGGGAUCAACGAAUGUGAAUGGUUUGGCGUGGAAAGCAAAUGCGUCCAUACAAUAACGUUGCCAUCCACCUUACUCAAUCUCGAGAAUUUGGACCGCACCUAUGUAGAGGAAAACACUAACGUUUUAAAGCGGGAAAUUCUGGUGAAAGAGAUCAUCAAAGACAAUGCUACUGUUGAAGACUUGUGCCAAGAGUUAGGACUCCUUCAGCUACAACUUAAGGUUAGGAACGAGAGCCACGAGGAACGUUCUGAAGCUGAAGGAACAGGAAAAGAAAAAAACAAAGACGAAGCAAAGAAAGAAAAAGGGAUUUUUAGCCGUUGUAAGGGUAAAAGAAAGUGA